AUGCCCUGGCUUCCGAGCUGCCUUGUGAACAGCCGUGUGCGAAGGGCGAGGGCUGAUGCUCCAGCUAGCGUGUCGUCCUUUGAAGCGAACGCCGCUGACCGAUUCCGCGUCCCACGCUGUUUUAGAAUGGAGAGCUGGAUCAACAGCCUUCGCCAGUCAGUGACCCCGCAGCGGCCCCGCGUCCGCACCAAGGGCCGCCUGUGCCGGCCGAGUCUGAAAACGCCCAGCAGGCCCCUGCUGCGGACACACGCGCGCGUCUCCCGGUCGCCUGUGACCAGACGCGACAGGACGCCGCCCUUCGUGAGCAGGCGCGCCUGCCAGCCCACCGCACGGACCCCGCGAGUCGACACAGCCCGUCGCAAGAGCAACCGACGGCGCUGGACGCCUCCGCAAGUGGUUCUUCCGGGAGACGCUACGGACCCCCCCGAGCAUAACAUUUCCAGAUGCUUGAGGUCUUCCUCGCGUAUUCGCGCUGCAAAUGGUCGGAAUCUAAGUGUGGAAAGCGGCGCGACGUCACUGAAAUUGGUUCAGCAAAGCGUCUCUUCCCCCAUCGCAAUCACUUUCAAGAACAAAAACCUUGAUCUGGAACUGAUAGAGGCGCUCUGCAAGGCUGACCUCAAAGCUAUGCUAAACGCUUUGCCCAAAACCACAGGGCCGUCGAUGGAGGCGGCGCUGAUGGCGGCCACUCAGCGCGCGCAGCCGGCGCUGGUGGCGGCGUUGUGGCGGCGGGCGCAGACCCCGAGGCGCCGACCGCGCGCGCGGCCGACGAGGAGCGGCCCCCCCGGCAGGCGCUGGGGCACUACGCCGCUGGCGGACGGGGCCGGCGUGCGCUGCGCAGACGUGCUGCUGCGCGCGGGCGCCUACGUGGACGUGACGACGCGACGGGCUGACGCCGCUGCAUACGGCCGCGCUGCACGACUGCGCAGACUGCGCGCUGCUGCUGCUCAACGCCGGCCGCGGACUUCGGCGCUGUGGACGCGGCCCGGCGCACGCCGGCGGAUUACGGAGGCGCGGCUUCGCCCUGGGCGCUCGACGCCUUCUUCCGCAGGCCCUACAUCUAACUAG
This is a messenger RNA of Gryllus bimaculatus (two-spotted cricket), 1065 nucleotides long. NCBI's taxonomy places the organism in Eukaryota, Metazoa, Arthropoda, Insecta, Orthoptera, Gryllidae. The record is from the annotation of a GenBank genome assembly.